UUCUAAGAUGUGCUUUUUGCACGUCUCGUGCGCAUAGAAAAACGUGUACUUUGCCAGAAAUAUGGCUGUCUACUUCGCCCUUCUGUUGUUUUGUGCCGCUGUCACAAAAGCCUUGAAGCCGGCAGAGUACCCUUAUCUUUCAGGCAAGGAGGAGCAAGCCCUCAGAGCACAGCGCUGUUCAACGGACCACGAGUGCAGUGAUGGACGGAUAUGUGUUCCUCACCAUGACGUGACAAUUGCUUGCAGGAACGCCAGCUUCUGCGUCAGAGCGGAAGAGAACAACUGCGACUGUCUCAUCGAUUUCACCUGCCGAAAGAUGAACUGCAACAAGACGAAAUUUGAAUGCGUAAAACUGAAGAAUCUGGAGACACGCUGCCAUUCCUACAGGGGUCCAUACUGUAGCCAAGAUGAGAUCUGUGCAUAUGAGAAGACCCAACUCAAGUGUAUUCUCAACUGCCCCUGCUACGGCCAAUACAGGGCAGUGUGCACUCGCAAACUGGACAAGGAGCCGUGUAAUGAUGGGAGUGUCGCCGUCGUCACACCUGGUGUUCCCGGAUACGUGUGCGGUCACUGCCUCUCCGAAUCCGAGGUGCUCACAGCUGAACGCGGUCACUGACUCAACGGCUGGAAGACUUCUCCUUGGGUGGCGGUCAUAUACAAUACUGUGCAGCAAUAAUUAUUUUGCAAAUCUGCCCAGCCUUCAGAAGAAAAGCGUUUUGUAUCGUUAUGGAGCACUGAUUAUGCCGUUCAUACAAGCCGGUAUUCGGUUACCCUAACUAGUUCCUGUACUCGAACUCUAAACUUUCGUUAUUAAUGGCACUAUCAAGCGAACAUAAAACAAUUAUGACAAAUGUGGAAGUGACCUUGUACAGCCAACUGUACGACACAAAUCCUACCACAUGCGUGCACCAUAUAGUUAAUCUAUUGCAUGAAAGAACAACAUAUUAAAGGAAAGGUGUUUCAGUGAACUACGUGUUAGUACGACUGUAUUGGAAAAGUUACAAUAUUUUUUCCGGAAAUGCAUGUUCUUGUUAGAAAUAGCAUCUGGUUGUGAAUGAUUGCCAUGUAGAAUUCUGCCAUUGAAUGUUAUGCACACCAUGUUAAGCCAUUUUAGACUUUCUGCCAUCAUGUCGGUUUUGUAAAAAAGAAUGCGAUUAUGAUCGGGUGCAUACAGGAACAGUUGUCAUGUGAAAUAAA
Messenger RNA from Dermacentor silvarum, 1197 nucleotides. RefSeq lists its product as uncharacterized. The transcript has 9 exons. Lineage: Eukaryota; Metazoa; Arthropoda; Arachnida; Ixodida; Ixodidae. The record is from RefSeq and is a predicted model, not a curated record. Bases 62 to 616 code for a protein of 184 amino acids.